Selaginella moellendorffii is the source of this 1260-nucleotide messenger RNA. RefSeq names its product GDSL esterase/lipase At4g01130. NCBI's taxonomy places the organism in Eukaryota, Viridiplantae, Streptophyta, Lycopodiopsida, Selaginellales, Selaginellaceae. The coding region runs from base 1 to 1197 and encodes 398 amino acids. The record is from RefSeq and is a predicted model, not a curated record. The transcript has 4 exons. Gene Ontology annotation, molecular function: hydrolase activity, acting on ester bonds.
AUGGCGAUGCGCUCGGCGCUCAUCGGAAUCCUAGCGGCAUUAUUUCUUUUCCCGCAGGCAUCGAUCGGCGCCAGCGCCAGCAGCAGGCAUUCGCAAGACGGCAGGAAUUCGUCAUCGAAAUGCUUCCCGCUGCUCUUCUCUUUCGGCGAUUCUCUCACGGAUACAGGCAAUGCGCAGCGGAUCUUCCCAUUCGAGCAGAACAGAGCCAGCCAUUCCCCAUACGGGAGGACGUUCUUCGGCCGGCCGCGCGAUCGCUUCUCCGACGGGAGGCUGAUGAUUGAUUUCAUAGCGGAGGCGCUGGGAUUGCCAUUCUUGUCCCCGUAUGUGCAAGCGGUCGGAUCCAGCUUCCAGCACGGGGUAAAUUUCGCGACCUCUGGAGCUACGGCCACCGACAUCACAUUCCUCGUCCCUCACACGCUGGGCGUCCAGGGCUACUGGCUCAAGAAAUUCAAGGUCGAGGUCCAGGACGCGCGCAGCAAUCCGGUAAACACCGCCCUCUUGCCGGAUCUCAACUCCUUCAGCAAGGCGCUCUACGUGGUCUUCAUUGGGGGCAACGAUUACAACGCUCGCCUCUUCGUCUACAACAUGACGAUCGAUCAGCUCUUCGAUGCGGUGCCGGUCGUGGUGGAUGAAAUCGGUAAAAGAAUCGAGGAUCUCUAUGCGGAAUCGGCCAGGAAUUUUCUCAUCGUCAACGUACCUCCAGUCGGUUGCACGCCGGAGCUGCUAACCUUCUUCAAUCACGUCGACACAAAUCCGGAGGACUACGACUCCGCCGGCUGCUUUACCCCAUACAACGCGGUCCUGGAAGCGCACAACGAUGUGCUCAUGGACGCAGUGAAUCGGCUGCGAAACGUCCAUCCAGACGGGCUCUUCGUCUACGCAGACUACUACCGGAUCACCGGAGACAUCCUACGCGAUCCACAAAACUACGGGAUGGAGGACGUGAUCCACGCUUGCUGCGGCACCGGGGGCCGCUACAACUUCAACGUCUCGUCGCAGUGUGGAUCCAACAGCGUCGUCAAUGGCCUGCCUUUCACGCCGCCGUCCUGCCCCAACCCCGCCGCGGCUGCCAACUGGGACGGCGUCCAUCCCACCGAGGCGUUCACCAAGAUCAUCGCAUCGUCCUUCCUCCAGGGCCGCUACAUCGAGCCCUACGACGCAUUCGAUCACUGCCAUUUCGACUUUAGCAACUUCUAAGCUUUCCCGGGUACGUUGUUUCGCUCCCUAGAUAGAUCAAAAGGGAUAGAACGUUUUGCUACG